This is a messenger RNA of Plectropomus leopardus (leopard coralgrouper), 1639 nucleotides long. It is a transcript of the gene oxld1, whose product is annotated as oxidoreductase-like domain containing 1. NCBI's taxonomy places the organism in Eukaryota, Metazoa, Chordata, Actinopteri, Perciformes, Serranidae. The record is from RefSeq and is a predicted model, not a curated record. Gene Ontology annotation, cellular component: mitochondrion.
ACUAGCCGCAAGGUGCCGUUCAUAUAACAUUCAGAAGGAAGAAACGUUAUGAAAUCUUAAGUUUGGAGAAAAAUGAGUUAUACAGACAUUUAACGGAGCUUCAUGUUUACUAGGACGAUGCUGUGUUUGGGCGUUAACGCCGUGAGGUCGUCGGUGUCUUUACAAAAGCUGUGCCUGCUGUCCCUGCUGCACAUGAGACAUCAGUCUUAUCGCUGCACGGUGCAGCUGUGUAGGAGAAAUCAGCACCGCUGCGUCUCUGCUGGACCGGGUUCAGCUGCUCCUCCCGCACUGACUGACUCCUGCACUGAACCCGAAACUAGCCGCACCGCGUCCUCCUGGACUCCAGACCAGGGCCCGCCGCCCGCUCCCACUCACUGCUGCAUGAGUGGCUGUCACAACUGCGUGUGGAUCGAGCACGCCGAGCAGCUGCUGGCGUACUACCACGACGGAGGGGACCGGGCGCUCGCUGCUAUCGAGGAGAACGUCCUGGAUGAGAACCUUAAAACCUACCUGAAGAUGGAAAUCAGGCUCUUAAAGAAGACAUGAUGGAUUCACUGAUGUGGACGGAGAGAAGUGAGCGGCGUUAGAAGGAAGAAUCUUUUAGUGACUGAGUGUACGCACAUUAUAACACACUCCAGGAACAGAUCUUCACCUCCACCUUUUCACCUCCUCCCGCUUUAGGUCACACGAUUCACGUCUGCAGAACAUUUCCCAAAACUGCCACAAGCAACAAAAUCAGCAUGCGAAAAAAAGCAAAAGCAGCUGCUGAUUUUUAGGAAUCCGCAGUCCUGCCUGAAAUAAUCAUCCAGAACAAAUGUUGGCCGUGUGACUGUUGCUCUUCUAAACACGUCUGAGUGUCUGACUGCUCCAGUUUCCUAACUCCCUGUUUUCGUGAUGUCUGUUGUUCGCAGAUCUCGGCGACUCACUGUGUGAGUGACAGGCUCCACGAUGUUCCCCUUCAGGAAAACUUGAAUUGUUGUCACAUCCAUUGUUGCUUUAUUGUGUAAGGAGUUUGACGUGUUGGAUUUCUGAUAUCAUGCGUCUAAUUUGCCCACAUUUGCUACCUUUUUAAAGCCUAAUUCAGUAUCUUGUUGAUCCUGUUUUUUAGUCGUAAAGCACAUUUGCACAUUUAUUUUCUUUAUGAGUUUGUAUGAAGUUUGAACUGAAGUGUUAAAGUAUAUUUUUAUGUCUUUACCAAUCAUUUGCUUUAUUAUAUUUAAGAGAAUAUUUUAAGUAUGUAUUUAAAAUGUCUUGUUUAGGGUUGUUUGUUAAUUAAAUGUUUUGUCUGAGAUGACAUGAACUGUUAGAGUAUUGUUUUUGUCUGGCCAGCAGAGGGCGCCACGUCGACAUAAAGCUGUGUGUCGGAUCCAUAUGAGGAUAAAAUGUUUGUGCUGAUCCUCUUAACCUGUUCAUCAGUCCAGAGUGUGUCACUGAGUAUUUACUGUAAUAGUAAUAUACAAGUCAUUUCAAGACAAAACACUUCAAAUCUUUCAACGUAUUUAAGAAUGUGUUACCUUUAACCCUCUCAAACCCGGAUCGACGUCACUCUUUGGCUGCUUUCAGACGCCUUUCACAAGUAUUUAAUCCUCUGUAACCCGAGCAAACUGGUUCAAAUACUGCAUGGGCAGAAAGGCAACAA